Molecule: messenger RNA, 4134 nt
Organism: Moesziomyces antarcticus
Lineage: Eukaryota; Fungi; Basidiomycota; Ustilaginomycetes; Ustilaginales; Ustilaginaceae
Product: nucleoporin-domain-containing protein
Exons: 1
Coding region: 1-4134 (1377 amino acids)
Biological process (GO): transcription-dependent tethering of RNA polymerase II gene DNA at nuclear periphery; RNA export from nucleus; protein import into nucleus
Cellular component (GO): nuclear pore; nuclear pore inner ring
Molecular function (GO): structural constituent of nuclear pore
Source: RefSeq, a predicted model, not a curated record
AUGGCUGCCGAAGCUUCGUCGCUCGAGUCUCUGCGCGAGGCCGAGGCCACCUUUCGCCGGUGCGAGCAGGGCCGCAUCGCGCUUCCCGAGGUCAAGCAGAGGACAUCCGCACGCGAUGCCCCCUACCAGCAGCACCGUCUCGACCCUUGGGUCGGCUUCGACAAGUCGCGAACGCUGCCCAUCCCCAAUGACGUCUUUACCGGCAUCAAGAGCGCCAGUCCCACCGCCACGCAGUCGCUCUUCCCUUCCAUCCGCAGAGCGUGCAUCACCGUCGACAACAAGGUCUAUCUGUGGUCCUACCUGGAAGGUCAGGCCGCAUUCGAAUUCUAUUGCGUGCCCGAUGAUCAGGUGGUGAUUGCCGCCAGCGUCGUGCCCGUGCGUCCGGGUGUCUUCGCCGACAUCGUGACGCACGUGCUCGUCCUCAGCGUCGGCGCAUCGGUCCGCGAGGGCAAGUACGUCAAGGUGCUCGGCCUCUCGUACACUCAGAAUGGAACUAGCUCCAAGGUCGAGGUGCUCGAAGCAGGAAUGACCGCCAACACGAACGGCGUCAUGCUCGACAACAUCGUCGGCACAGACGCUGGACGUGUCUUUGCAACCGGCUCCGACAACUGCCUCUACGAGCUCGUCUACCAGCGCAACGAGGGCUGGUUCACCAACAAGUGCUACCUCCGCAACAUCACCAGCCCGCGUCUCUCCAAUCUCCUGCCGACAUUCGUCAAAACAGAAAAGAAGCUUCUCUACAUCACCGUCGAUAACGCACGCCAGCUCGUCUACACGCUCCGUCAGGGCGACCUGAUCGAGGUGUACAGCUUGCCCUCCAAGGACCCUUCGUCAGCACCCGAGAGGCGCGGUCAGACCAUUGGUACCUCCGGACAGCAGGGCACCCCACACGCUCGCCACGACGUUGGCUCCAUCGUCUGGAUCGGCCCCGUAGAGCGCGAGGCUCGAUCCAACGUCGUGCUCCUCGCUGUCACCGACCGCGGCUACCGCAUCUUCCUCGACAACUUCCAAGGUCGCUCCGAGCCCGCCAUCACGGUCCGCGCCCCGCCCGCACUCCAACAACCUCCUGGCGUAGCCGCAGCCGGCUACGGUCAGCCGCAAGUACCACAAGCAUACCCAGCGCUGCCACAGCAGCAGCAGCAGCAGCCGACACAAGAGGCAAUCACAAGAGCCGUCUCCUCCGUCUUUUACGCCGGCGACGUCUUCAUGAUGGGCUUCAACUACAACAGCCUCCCGUGCCAGAUCUGCGCCAUCACUCCCGCGCUCAAUGUCAAUGCCACCACAACUGGACCUGUCGAGAAGGCCACUUUCAUCGACCUCGAGCUCGCGCUUAGCACACCAGUCUUUGCAGAGGCGCCCUCGUCUCAUCCGCUGCCACAGAUCACCGACAACGGCGAGCUGGUCCGCGCCACCUACGCACAAAAUCUGCGUCCGCCACGCAGCUUCCUCGUGCUCGACAAUAACGGUCUCACAGAGCUCGUCGAGCGCCGUCCCGUAGACACCCUCAGGGGCUUGCUCGAGUCGGGCGUCGCCGUCAGCAGCGCGGCCAUGAUGCAGUUCUUUGGCCUGUUCGGAUCCAUCGAGGCUUGCGAAAGUGCGCUUGCCAUCGCCGCGCACAAUGCCCAGGUGGCCGCUCCGCGCGUCACGAUUGGAUCCUCGGGAGGCGUUCCCGCCGGUCUGGCGCAGACCGUCUCGGACGACGUGACCGCGCUCGCUUCCCGCGUCUUCUUCAGCCAGUACGGAUCCUGGCCUGCAGACACCACGGUGUCGGCCGCGCUCUCCACACCCCGAACCUCGCGUCACGACGGUUUGGCGCUCUACAUCGCAUGCAUUCUCAAGCGCGUCUGGGACCGCGCCAUCAUGCCGCCAGAGCCUGCCAACCCGGGAGCAAAGCCUGCAGCUCCUGCAGCGAGCUCGGCGUUGACGUCGUAUCGUCCUACCGCCACUACCACGUCGGCAGCAGCCAAGCUGCCGCUGCGCAAGCAGGACUUGGAGGAGACGCUGGUGGAUCUGAUUCCGCUGCACGACUUUAUGCAGCAGAGUGCCAAGCUGUUCGGGCUCGGUGCGUCGUCUGCCAACCGCAGCUUUGUCAACGGCAUGGGCUACGACCAAGAACGCGCCGCCAAGCUCGACCAGGAGAGCUUCGGCAGGCUGCGUGCGCUCGUGUCGCGCGCCAUGGAGGCGACCAACUUUAUGCUCUUCCUCAUCGAUCACGGACUCAAGCCGCUCAUCGACGCGUGCUCGGCCGAAGCAAAGGGCGUGAUCGCCAACCUGAGGUUCGGCCAGCUCAUCACGUCCGAAGAGGGCAAGCGUGCAUCCAAGGAGCUCGUCACCGCGCUCAUCGAGGCGCGCAUCGGUGCACAGGUCAGCAUCGAUGCGGUCGCCGAUGCGCUCCAGGCAAGGUGCGGCAGCUUCUGCUCGGCAGACGAUGUUCGCCAGUACAAGGCGACCGAGUGCAUCCGACGCGCCAAGGAGACGCGCUCGGAACAGGACAAGAUGGACAACCUGCGCAUGAGCCAAAAGCUGCUCGCCAAGGGAGCCAGCCAGCUCUCGCCCGACAAACUGCGCGGAGUCUGCGAGGACUAUCGCGCGCUCGGCUUUGCGACGGGCGCCAUCGAGCUCGCGUUGCAGUGCGCGGCCGAGUGGGAUCCGGCGGGCACGGCGGCUUCGUACGUCGCCGAGGGCAGUCCCGAGGGGCCGGAGCACCGGGCGCGCCGAGAGGUGGAGGAGCGCCUCAAGAAGGCGUACGAGCUCGUGUUCGAGACGCUGCAGCAGCUCGAUGAACGGCUGGACGCGGCGUACAACCUCGGCGGCGACGAGGCGCAGGUGAGGCUGGCGAUCAGCACGCGCGACAAGGCACGCAGCGAGGCGUAUGCGCGCGCCGAGGCGUCGCAGGACGUGCUGUUCCACGAGAGCAUGUACGCCUGGCUGAUCGAGCGCAAGAUGACCGACCAGCUGCUCUCGAUGCACACGCCCUACCUCGAGCAGUACCUGGUGCAGCGUCCGCCGGGCGCACGCGGUCAGGACGCCAACUUUUUGCGAACGCUGCGCAACUUGCUCUGGCAGUUCUACGUGCGCCAUGGCGAGUACUUUGCGGCGGCGCAGGUGCUGGACGCGCUCGCGCACAGCAAGGAGUUUGGGCUGGAUCUGCGCGAGAGGAUCGAGUAUCUGGCGCUGGCGGUGGGCAAUGCCAAGUCGGUGUCGCCGUCGAACGUCGAGGCGAACGAGGUGGUGAGCUUCCUGGCGCAGGCCGAGGACUCGCUCGAGGUGGCGCAGAUCCAGGCGCGCGUGCUGCAGGCGUUGCAGCAGAUGGGCGCCGACGAUGUGGAUGCCGAGCGCGGCGCGCUGCUGGCGGACUCGGUCGAGUGGCUCAACGAGGAGCUGCUGGAUCUGUCGACGCUGUACAAGAAUCUCGCCGAGCCUUUCGAGCUGCUCGAGGAGCAGUUGGCCAUGAUUGCUUCUGCAGAGCUCAACGAUGUUGGGCUCGUGUCGGAGAUUUGGAUUGCGCUCAUUGCCAAGCAGCACGCACGCAGUCGGGCCGACGAGGCGUACAAGGCGAUUUCGGCGCUGACCGUCGAGCUCUUCACGCGUCUGGACCGCAGCGAGGUUGCGUGUCCGAUUGACAAUGUCUUCGAUCUGCUGCUGCGGUACGGAUUCGAGCAGACGCGCGAGGCGGGUGCGACGAGGCAAGAAAGCAUCCCUGCCGGCUUUUCACGUCGAACCAACGACGACGGCGAUGCGGGCGCCGCCAGUAUCCCGGACGGAUGGGCGAGUCAGACUGUGCUGCGCGCCACGGGUGCGCCCGAGUUGAUCCUCGACAUUCUCGAGUCUGCGCUGGCCACCAGUCCGCAGCCGUGGAACACGCCGGCGGGACAGACGUUCCUGCAGACCGAGCUGGUCGAGUUUGCACGCACCCGGAUCGAGCUCUCCACGCGCGCCACUGCCUCGGUUGCUGCGAGCAAGCUGGGACCCGCCGGCUUUGCGGCUGAGCUCGUUACGCUGAGCCCAGCGACUGUCCAGCGCCUGUUUGCGAUUCUCAAUGCACUCAUCCUCAAGACGGCUCACCAGCACGCCUCGGCGCACAUCGCCGACACGGCCCGAUCCGCACUCGACCUGCUCAAGCUCUACUACUGA